Molecule: messenger RNA, 575 nt
Organism: Leptosomus discolor (cuckoo roller)
Lineage: Eukaryota; Metazoa; Chordata; Aves; Leptosomiformes; Leptosomidae
Source: RefSeq, a predicted model, not a curated record
GGGUGCCGAGGAUCUGUCUGAUGGUUCCCAGGCCACGCUGAUGCUGCUGUGCCAGAAGAGAGAUGGGGAAAAGAUACUUCUGUGACUACUGUGACAGGUCCUUUCAGGACAACCUUCACAACAGGAAGAAACACCUCAAUGGCGUGCAGCAUCUCAGGGCGAAGAGAGUCUGGUACGACUUAUUCCGAGAUGCUGCCGCUAUCCUGCAAGAGGAGCAAACCAAGAAACCGUGUCGGAAGUUUCUGCAAACAGGACAGUGUGAUUUUGGGUCCAACUGCAGAUUUUCCCACAUGACAGAGCAGGACCUGGAGAAGCUGAGUGCCCAGGUUCAAGGGGAGCAGAGAUUGAAGGAGCUGCGGCAGGAGGGAGCAGAUGCCCCGCCUGGCACCAUCGAGGACUGGCUGGAGAAGAGAGCAAAGAGACUGAGCGCGGCUCAGAGUAGCAGCGCUCUGCCUGAGAAACCAGCGCCUUUCCAGUACCCGCCAGGCUGGCCACCGGUGCAGGAUCUCCCCCCAUCCCUGCAGGCGCCCCCACCCGGAGGGUGGCCUGUCCCCCCCAACCUGCAGUGGGGCUGA